AUGACAGUUGCACGGUUACUAGGAACUGAAGAAAUAGAAGUGAGGGCAAAUUCCCAAGUGGUAGUUAGCCAGGUACUGGGGCAGUUCCCCAUGAAAGGAGAAAGGCUGAAGAAGUAUCUCCAGCUGAUCGAAAUUAAGGUGAAGUACUUCUCGCCAAGACACCCUCAAGCUAACGAACAGGCCGAUGCAACUAAUAAAACCCUACUCUCCACCCUCAAGAAAAAGAUCGGGGCACACAAAGGGUCAUGGACCGAGGAGCUCCUAAGCGUGUUAUGGGCAUAUCGGGCCACUGUCCGAACCCUUACUGGGGAGACACCAUUUGCCCUCACCUAUGACAGCGAAACGGUAAUUCUUGUAGAAGUCGGGAUGCCCACAUUCCGUGUCCAACACUUCAACCCGGACGCUAACAAUGAAAGGCUAGCUGAGAGCUUAGAUGUCCUGGAGGAGAGAAGGGAAGAAGCAAUGAUGUAG
This is a messenger RNA of Juglans microcarpa x Juglans regia, 471 nucleotides long. RefSeq lists its product as uncharacterized. NCBI's taxonomy places the organism in Eukaryota, Viridiplantae, Streptophyta, Magnoliopsida, Fagales, Juglandaceae. The coding region runs from base 1 to 471 and encodes 156 amino acids. The record is from RefSeq and is a predicted model, not a curated record. Gene Ontology annotation, molecular function: nucleic acid binding. Gene Ontology annotation, biological process: DNA integration. The transcript is spliced from 2 exons.